Messenger RNA from Colletes gigas, 1620 nucleotides. RefSeq names its product putative inositol monophosphatase 3. Lineage: Eukaryota; Metazoa; Arthropoda; Insecta; Hymenoptera; Colletidae. The transcript is spliced from 5 exons. Gene Ontology annotation, biological process: phosphatidylinositol phosphate biosynthetic process. Gene Ontology annotation, molecular function: 3'-nucleotidase activity. Bases 472 to 1479 code for a protein of 335 amino acids. The record is from RefSeq and is a predicted model, not a curated record. Gene Ontology annotation, cellular component: endomembrane system.
AUUAAAAUAAAAGUCGUACGAAAAUAACAUUAAAUACGGUUUGAACAAGUUACAUUGUAUUUCAAUUAUGAUUUAAACAGGUUAGGUUAGUUAUCAGUACAUGAUGUUAACUAACCUAACUUACGGAGCUUAUCCAACUGUCCAAGGAUCUGUCGGAAAAUGUAUUCGAAGAGAUAAAAAUAAUCGUAUAGAGUAACAUUUCAAUGAAAGUAAUCGAUUGGGGAAACAGUUUUAUAGAGUGAUUAUUGAUACGUACGAAACUUACAAAAGAAUAUUGAAAUUCACGAAAUUAAAACCGAUGCACGUUUCUUACGCCCGAGAGUCUGCUGCACAAGUACGAAUGUUCGAUGUCAUUGGAAAAUUCAAAUAAAUUAAAAAUGGCUACUUAUCCAACAAUUACAAUGCUUGGGCAUGUAAAAUAAAGUUUAAGAAAUAAGUAUUAUUAGAGACAACGUAGAGUAGUGUUUUAUAAUGCAUAUCAGAAUGAGUGUGCGUAUGAGAAGAACAAUUUGUUGCGGGAUCGCAAUAUUAUUAAGCGUAGUGUACUUGUAUACAAAUCGAACCCUGUAUACAAAUGUACGCGACAGAAAUGUUUCUUUAAAGUUACUUCUUAACGCUGCUAUAAAGGCAGCUGAAUUCGGUGGUUCCGAAGUAAUAGCAGUCCACGAGCAAGUUAAGUUUGAGGUAGAGAGUAAGGGAAAAACAAAAGAAGGUGAAAAUGAUCCAGUAACAGAAGCAGAUUAUAGAUCACAUUGCGCAAUGUACCAUUCUUUGGUAGAAGCAUUCCCAGGCAUAACUGUAAUAUCUGAAGAAACAUCAAAAGACUGUGAUAAAGUUGCAGUAUCGGACAUAAGAGACUCUGUCGAUAGCUUGGUCGAUUACGAUAUUAAGGAUGAAAUUGUGAACACUAACGAUAUAACAAUUUGGAUCGAUCCUCUUGAUGCUACCAAAGAAUUCACAGAAAAUUUGUUGCAAUACGUUACGACUAUGGUUUGUAUCGCCAUUAAAGGAAAGCCAAUAAUAGGUGUUAUAUAUAAGCCAUUCGAAACAAAACAAAAUUCUAGUCUGUUUUGGACAUGGACCGAUCAUGUGGUAUCACGAAAUUUACAGGGACUACACAAGGAAGACGACAGACAACCAAUUUUAAUUGUAUCGCAAUCACACGCUGGUCAAGUUCACAAUGUUACCAAAAGUGUAUUUGGUAAAGGAGUUGAAAUAAUUUCUGCAGCUGGGGCAGGUUAUAAAUUUUUAGAAGUUGCAAGCGGUAAUGCAACUGCAUAUGUACAUAUGACAGUAAUAAAAAAAUGGGAUAUUUGUGCUGGCACUGCAAUUCUCACUGCUCUCGGCGGUACAGUCACGCAAUUGUUUGACCAACAAAUUAUAACUUUUGGGCCCAAUGAUUCCAAAAUACUUACACAGGGUCUUCUAGCUACUAUGAGUAAUCAUGCCUGGUAUUUAGAUAAAUUUUUAAAUAUCUAAUAUAAAAUAUGUCUUUAAAUAUAAUUAUUAGCGUUUAAAAUCUUCCUGCGAGAAUACUAAACAAAUCUUCCAUGUUGUAAAGAUUUGAUACCGGAUAAUAAUUGAUACGAAUAGUUUAAAAACUUUUAUUUAUAAGUCCGU